CACCACCAUCCGGAAGUAGUAUCGAAAACAUUUUUUAGCAGAGAUGAGGCGACUGGACUCAAGUGAUGAUGUCUCCCUGUUUGAUGCAGAGGAAGAUGCAGGACGAAAAUCAAAGUCCAAAAUCAAGCAUCCGUUGGCGUCAUUCUUUCACCUGUUCUUCCGUGUGAGCGCCAUCCUGGUCUACUUGCUGUGUGAGUUGCUCAGCAGCAGCUUCAUCGCUCCCAUGGUGACCAUCAUCCUACUGCUCUGUUGUGACUUCUGGACUGUCAAGAACAUCUCUGGUCGUCUGAUGGUGGGAUUGCGAUGGUGGAAUCAGGUGGAUGACGAUGGGAAAAGCCACUGGGUGUUUGAAUCCAGAAAGGGCUCAGGGAAGCAGGCCUCUGACUCGGAGUCUCGGAUCUUCUGGCUCGGCCUGAUCAUCUGCCCCAUCAUCUGGGUCAUCUUUGCCUUCAGCUCUCUCUUCUCUUUCAAAAUCAAGUGGCUGGCUGUGGUCAUCAUGGGAGUGGUUCUCCAGGGAGCUAACAUGUACGGCUAUGUGCGCUGUAAAGUGGGCACAAGGACCAACCUGAAGAACAUGGCCACCAGUUACUUCGGGCGGCAGUUUCUGAAACAGGCUAUGUCCAACCAGGAAGAAUCCUAAGGGUAUUACGCCUUAUGGAAGAGCGUAUGCUUUAUAUUUUAAAGACUUGAGAGUGGAAUUUUGUUAAUUGUUUCCUCCAAAAGUCAAGAUAUUUAGAAUUGUUGACAACAUUAACUCAAAGUUUGUUUUUUUUCCUGUUCCUGUAUUGCUUGGUCACCAUGGUUGCGGGCUGACAUCUCUGUAGUGAUUGUGGGGUCAUUUGACUUGCUCAUGCUUGCAUUUGCAAGAGCAUCGAGGGAUACAUUUGCAUGAUGAACCAAGCGCCUCUAUGGUUACUGAAUUUCAUUGGGGAUUGUUUACGGUGAUCACACCACAUCAGUAGAGAUCUAGGGACAUCUCUAUAUUCCCCCUCUCUGUACAUAAUGUUUUUGUUUAUGGAUACAACAGAGAGCUAUGCUACAAAGCAAGGCUACUGAUCUCCAAACAACACCAUACUUUAGAAACCAUAGCUGCUCAGUGCAGUGUUCUUUUAGAGAUCAGCGGUUACUCCCGAAGUUACCUGGGUUAGCCAGUCACCGCACUUUGUAGUGCAGCCCUCAAUGGUAUCCCAACAUUGUUUAGUGACUAACCCAAAAAAGUUCAUUCAGAGCAAGUAGUAAGCCCUUGUAAAAGAAUACUGUUACAGUAGUGUUAGCUUGGAGAAUUGAGUUAACUUGGACAGAUUAGUCACUAAAUUAUGUACUUGGGAUACCCACAGUAUUUUCCAUUUUGUUUGAUUUGUUUAUUUGUUUAGUUUUUUUUUUUUGGUGUUUUGCCACACAUUAGCUAACAUGAGUUUUUUUGUACAGUACAAAAAACUGCAUUGUAUAAUAUUGUGUACAAUGGUUUGGAUGUAUGAUGGCAAGAGUGUGUUUGUAAAUAUUUAUUUAUAAGACAUCAUGUAAAAACAUUUUGUGCUAAUUCAAAUAAAGAAUUUCUGACGAAAGUAAA
This is a messenger RNA of Alosa alosa (allis shad), 1570 nucleotides long. It is a transcript of the gene tvp23b, whose product is annotated as trans-golgi network vesicle protein 23 homolog B (S. cerevisiae). Gene Ontology annotation, cellular component: Golgi membrane. The transcript has 7 exons. Bases 44 to 640 code for a protein of 198 amino acids. Gene Ontology annotation, biological process: protein secretion; vesicle-mediated transport. NCBI's taxonomy places the organism in Eukaryota, Metazoa, Chordata, Actinopteri, Clupeiformes, Clupeidae. The record is from RefSeq and is a predicted model, not a curated record.